This is a messenger RNA of Diabrotica virgifera virgifera (western corn rootworm), 1323 nucleotides long. RefSeq lists its product as uncharacterized. The record is from RefSeq and is a predicted model, not a curated record. NCBI's taxonomy places the organism in Eukaryota, Metazoa, Arthropoda, Insecta, Coleoptera, Chrysomelidae. The transcript has a single exon. Bases 1 to 1323 code for a protein of 440 amino acids.
AUGUUUGGCCAAAUCAUAACGGGAAACUUGGUAAAUGUAAAUGAUUCUUUAGUAGCUUUGGAAACAAAGUUUGGUUGGACCGUUAUGGGGACACAAAAAAGUAAUAAUAAAAUAAACACGUUUGUUUCAACUUAUUUUACUGACUCAUUGAGUACUUUAUGGAGUUUAGAUGUUCUGGGUAUAAAAGAUCCAGCAGAGACGAAAUGUCGAGAAGAGUUAGACAUUCGCACAUUAGAAAAAUUUAAAGAAAGCACUGUGGUAAAUAGUGAAAAUAGAUAUGAAAUUUGUUUACCAUGGGCAGAAGGUUAUCCGGCUAUAACCUCUAAUUUUAAUUUAGCUGAAAAGCGACUUUUUUCUACCACAAAACGGUUAAUUUCUCUGAACAAGCUUACAGAGUAUGACAAUAUAUUUCAAGAUUGGGAAAAUACAGGAAUCAUUGAAGAAGUAGAAGAAGAGCCGUUGGAAAAGAAUACGCACUACUUGGCACAUCACGCAGUUGUCAAAGAGUCCAGUUUAACUACGAAGAUCCGACCAGUGUUUGAUGCAUCAGCUAAAGAUGGUAACGGUAAUUCUCUUAAUGAUUUACUGGAAAAGGGUCCAAAUCUAAUUGAGCUAAUAAUACCUUUAAUUUUAAAGUUCAGGUUACAUAAAAUUGGGGUAACGUCAGACAUAGCGAAGGCAUUUUUGCAGAUAAGCAUUUCAGAGAAAGAUAGGGAUUUUUUACGAUUUUUGUGGUGGAAAAACUAUGAAAAAAGAGAAAUAAAAAUAUUUAGACAUUGUAGAGUAGUUUUUGGGCUAAAGCCAAGUCCGUUUCUUUUAGCAGCAACAGUUAAUUUGCAUUUAGAAAAGGAAAAAACAUACACAGAAACAGCUAAUCAACUUCUUAACGCAUUUUACGUAGACAAUUGUGUUUUUAGCGUUAGGAAUGAAACAGAACUUAAAAAAUUUAUUGAUGAGUCAACAGAAAUUCUAAAGAAUGCAAAAUUUGAUAUUCGAGGGUGGACUUUUAAUGAAAAUAACGAUACGUAUGUUUCUAGCGUCAAUGAAAAAUUAGAAAAUAAGGUUAUCUCUAUUUUGGGUAUACAGUGGAAUUACCAAACUGACACUUUAGCGUGUGAUAUAAAAAAUUUAGACAGUGUUGACGAGAUUCCUAGAACAAAAAGAGGCAUUUUAUCUGCAACGCAGAGAGUUUUCGAUCAUAUUGGUUUCACUGCUCCAUUUACGUUAAUACCGAAAAUCUUAUUGCAAGAGACUUUGAGCUUGAAAUUGACGUGGGAUCAAAAAUUACCCGACGAUAUCAAAAACGUUUCGAAAUUUGGUUAA